Camelina sativa (false flax) is the source of this 804-nucleotide messenger RNA. RefSeq lists its product as uncharacterized. Gene Ontology annotation, cellular component: ribosome. The record is from RefSeq and is a predicted model, not a curated record. Lineage: Eukaryota; Viridiplantae; Streptophyta; Magnoliopsida; Brassicales; Brassicaceae. Gene Ontology annotation, biological process: translation. Gene Ontology annotation, molecular function: structural constituent of ribosome; small ribosomal subunit rRNA binding.
AACUUGUGAAGAGUAGUAAAACCCUAAUAAACGAACGAAACGAGAGAGAGAGUCCAAAUCUAAUCUCUCUGUCGUAGGAAGAGGAAGAUCAAAAAAAUGCCGCUCUACGACUGUAUGCUUCUGUUCAAACCAAUCAUCAGGAAGGAAGGACUUAUCGAACUCGCUGCGCGCAUCGGGAAACACGUUUACAGCAGAAAUGGUGUCCUCACCGAGGUCAAAUCCUUUGGCAAGGUCGAAUUGGGUUACGGUAUUAGGAAGCUCGACGGAAGACACUAUCAGGGACAAUUGAUGCAGAUAACAAUGAUGGCAACUCCAAACAUGAACAAGGAGCUUCACUACCUCAACAAGGAAGACAAACUGCUGCGCUGGCUCCUAGUUAAACACCGAGACAUCACGAUCGGACAAUCAGAUAAGGAAGUUAAUCUGACUGAUCCUAGCAGACUUACUAAUGGGAGCUUCUACGAUGAAUCCUCAACAGACGAAGAUGACGACAAUAUCUUAGGGUUAUCUCGAUGAGGAGAACAUUCAUUUUCUAUGAAUUGUUGUCUGAGAAACCAGAUCUUCAUGCGAGUCUACUUCAAUGGUUAUUUGACUUUUGGUUUACAAGGAGUAUGGUAAUGCGUUUUUGCGCAGGCAAUGAAAUAAAAAUUUGACUUAUGUAAUAGUUUUAGGUAAAUUUGAACUAAAAAUUUCAUUUUCAUGUGUGUUUCUUGUUAAAAGAUUGGCUAUUUUCCUAGUGGGAUAUUCCAACGUCAGCAAUUGCGUUGAGAAACGCAAAAAAAAUAAAUGCCACGUGUAUUGACA